Molecule: messenger RNA, 858 nt
Organism: Rhinolophus ferrumequinum (greater horseshoe bat)
Lineage: Eukaryota; Metazoa; Chordata; Mammalia; Chiroptera; Rhinolophidae
Gene: CDA
Product: cytidine deaminase
Exons: 4
Coding region: 94-534 (146 amino acids)
Cellular component (GO): cytosol
Molecular function (GO): cytidine deaminase activity; zinc ion binding
Source: RefSeq, a predicted model, not a curated record
CAGCGAGUUCCUUUACUGCUACUCUACCAGGUCCCAGCCCAGCCUGGCAGGGAGCUCCCGUUUCUGCUCCUCCACUGGCCCUGUGGGAUUGACAUGGCCCAGGAGCGUUCUGCCUGCACCCUGGACCUCAAGCACAUCCAGCAGCUGGUGCUAUCCUCCCAGGAGGCCAAGAAGGCUGCUUACUGCCCCUACAGCCACUUCCCCGUGGGGGCUGCCCUCCUCACCAGGUCCGGGAGGAUCUUCUCAGGGUGCAACGUAGAGAACGCCUGCUACCCCCUGGGCAUCUGUGCUGAACGGACUGCUAUCCAGAAGGCCGUCUCAGAAGGGGAGAAAGAUUUCAGGGCCAUUGCUAUUGCCAGUGACGUGAAAGAUGAUUUUAUCUCGCCAUGCGGGGCUUGCAGGCAAGUCAUGAGAGAGUUUGGCACCAACUGGGCCGUGUACAUGACCAAGCCGGAUGGUACCUAUGUCGUCAGGACAGUCCAGGAGCUGCUGCCUGCCUCCUUCGGGCCCGAAGACCUCCAGAAGACCCAGUGAAGGAUGGAGCACGCCCACCACCUGGGAGAGCCUGGGUUCAUUCGCGCAUGUGCUUAAGGGAACAGCUGCCCAGAGGACAUCAUGAUCACGGUCUCACAGACCUGGGGACAAAUGCCAAAUGGUCCCCAACCCUACAGGGGCUUCCUUGCAACUUCCUUGCAACCCACCUUGUCCUUCCUCUCCUUCCUGUGGGUCCUCUUUAAAACUCCAGCCAAGUCUGAACUGUUUCCCCAUUAGCCUUCCUGAGUGUCUAUCCUGCUCUGAGCGACUUUUCUAAUUAUAAACAUGCCAGAACAUCCUGACUCGGGAGAGUGUGUUUUGCUC